ACCGCUGCCCACAAUUAAAAUGGCCGGCGGCGGCCAGUCAUGUGAUGCCGUACAAUCCCGGUGACGUCGUUCUGUAGUAAUUGUUUGCGGAAGUCAGGCGUGUGUUUGGCUUAGAUCUAAGAUUUCGGUAAUUCAUAACGGGGGCUUUAGAGCCUCUGAGAGUGGCUGUGAAGAAAAUGGCCAUAGAGCCAAGGACUCUGCAUCUAGAAGAAUGGAAUAUUGGCAGAAGGAAAUUCAGAUAUCUGUUCAUAUGCUCAGACUGCUCUUUUAAAUUGUGCGGAGGGAACCAAACAGAGGUUUGUAUGGAUAAUAUGAUCCCUGUAUUUCUGGGUGCUGAUGUUGUUGCACAAACGGGCAUUAGAACAGAAAACCACCCAAAACUUCAUGCAAAGUUCUCUAAGAAAGGCUUAGCAGCCAGACUUAACUUCAGCACUGACUUCAAGUUUGACAGGCUGCGACUUCCCAGUGGAAUCAAUACUUUGUGGUUUUACAGCAUUCAAGGAGUAUUUAGAGUGGCUUUUGACCUGUACGACAGAGAGGACCAACUAGCAGUCAUUGAAAACUUACAGAUUCUCUGGAAGAGUCGAAUCAAGGAUGAUCCUCUAGAGAAGGAAUAUAUCCUAAAGAACUGUCUUUCAAACCCAGAUUCAACAGAAAAAUCCACUCUGCAACUGCAAUACCAAGCAGAGGAAGAGAGACACUUGUGCAGUCAGUCUCCUGAUUAUUCAAAUGACCCACAUAGGAAUCCGCACAGUAUUCAUUUUAUUCCAGACAUUACAGAACAUAAUUACUGUUUCACUGAUGGUUUUGGUUCAAGUUCUAGUCGUUGGGAGGAGACAGCAGGCAGUGACUUGGUCUUUCAGAAGAUAAAGGCAUUAUUGCGAACUUCUACUAAUGAAUCUGUUGGCCUAAAUGAUCAAAUGAAGACUUCAGUCCUAAUGUUACUAGAUGUCAUAGAACAAGUAAUCCAUGGGCUGCAAAACUUUGAUAAAAUGACAUCAAGCAUAGUGCAACUUUUAGAUGCAGCAAGUUUCUUCUUUGAGGAAACCAACUCAGGCCAUGAAACCCAAUCUGUGUACGAAAAUCACUUGCUCUUUGAGGUUAGCAGCUGGCUUGGCAGUAGAUUCCAGCAUGAGAAUGAAUGCAUAAGCAGACAAGUGGAGGAGUUUAAAAGGAAACAUAUUGACCAUAUCUCUGACCUGCCUCCUGCACAGGAACUUGUAGCUGCUCUCUUUCCCAAGGCCAUGAAGAUUCUUUUCUUGAACUGGAUGGGGUUGUCUGAUGAAACAAAACUCCAGAGCGAAUAUCCAAUCUUGCUCCUAAUGUUAGAAUUUGUUAACCGUAAUCUAAUUACAGGCGUUGCUCAUGUUUUAUAUUCUACGCUUAUCUGUAAAUAGAGCAAAUGGGCUGUACAUCCCAAUUUCUUCAUAAAUAUUAGUGCACAUUAUUUUAUAUCAAGUUAAUAAAAACUAAAAUCUG
Molecule: messenger RNA, 1479 nt
Organism: Xenopus laevis (African clawed frog)
Lineage: Eukaryota; Metazoa; Chordata; Amphibia; Anura; Pipidae
Exons: 5
Coding region: 177-1397 (406 amino acids)
Source: RefSeq, a predicted model, not a curated record